Molecule: messenger RNA, 1865 nt
Organism: Fulmarus glacialis (Northern fulmar)
Lineage: Eukaryota; Metazoa; Chordata; Aves; Procellariiformes; Procellariidae
Product: NACHT, LRR and PYD domains-containing protein 3-like
Exons: 8
Cellular component (GO): cytoplasm
Molecular function (GO): protein binding
Source: RefSeq, a predicted model, not a curated record
AUGCGGGGCAGGAGCUGCAUUCCCUGGGGGCGGCUGGAGAAGGCUGACUGGAUGGAUACGAAGAACCUCAUGCUGGAUUUCUAUGGUGGGGAGGCUGCCCUGGACGUGGCGAUAGCUGUCUUUGAGCGCAUCCAGCUCCAUUACCGGAGGAAUUACAAAAGAGCCAUACGCCAGGCGUACAGCCGCAUGAAGGACCAAAAUGCCCGGGUGGGCGAUGACGUGAGCCUGAAUGCCAGGUACUCGAAGCUGGUGAUCGUCAACAAACAACCCGCGGGUGUGGGCAAGACGAUGACAGCCAGGAAGAUCAUGCUGGACUGGGCGUCCGACAAGUUGUUUGCGGAGUUUGACUAUGUCUUCUACAUCCACUGCCGGGAGGGCAACCUCCUCACCAGCCAGGCCAGCAUGGCCGACCUCAUCACCCAGUGCUGUCCCGGCAGCUCUCUGCCGCUCGCCGAGAUGCUGGUCCUGUUCGUGAUCGACGGCUUUGAUGAGCUCCGCUUUUCCUUCGACGGGCCCCAGUCCGAGCUGUGCUCCCAGCCCUGGGAGCAGAGGCCGGUGGAAAUCACCCUGAGCAGCCUCUUCCGCAAGAGGCUCCUGCCUGAGAGCUCCCUGCUCGUCACCACGAGGCCGGCCGCCCUGCGGAAACCGAGCAAGUGCCUGGAGUGCGAGCGCUACGCCGAAAUCCUGGGGUUUUCGGAGGCAGAGAGGAAGGAGUAUUUCCACAGGUUUUUCGAAAACGCAGAGCAGGCGGCUGCCCUCUACCUUUCCGCCCUGCUCCGGUCUCUGAGCGGCCGCCUGAAGCGAGGCAUGCCCGGGGUGCUCAGGAGGCUGUGCUGCCUGGCGGCCGACGGCGUCUGGAAGCAGAAGGUCCUCUUCGAGGAGAAGGAGGUGCAGGGGUAUGCGCUGGACCAGCGAGAGGCCCUCCCGCUCCUCCUCAACGAGCACCUCUUCCAGAAGGACAUCUCCUGCGUCAGCACCUACAGCUUCAUCCACCUCAGCUUCCAGGAGUUUUUUGCAGCGCUCUUCUACCUGCUGGAAGACGAAGGGGAGGUGCAGGAACCCCCCGCCGGUCCCACCAGGGAUGUGAAGGAGCUGCUGGAGAGCUACGGCAACUCCAGGAACUACUUCAUGCUAACCGUGCGGUUCCUCUUCGGGCUCUUAAACGAGGAACGCAGGAGGGAGCUGGAGGAGGAGAUGGGGUGUAAAAUCGCACCCAGGAUUACGCGGGAAUUACUGGCUUGGGUUCAAAACCAGGACGAGCGUUUUGUAGCGACCGUCUUGGAACCUUUCACGGGGGUGUACGUACGAGGGCUCAACCUUAACCGCUUUGACCAAAUGGUCCUGUCCUUCAGCGUGAAAAACUUCCCCAAGCUGGAGUCGCUGGACCUGGGGCACUGCUCCUUUCUGUGGGACGACCCUGAGGACUGCGUGGGCCCGCAGCCGGCCAAGCAGGCAUAUCGGUUUGAUCAGUGUCAGCUCACAGGCGCCUGCUGCAGGGCCCUGGCCUCCGUUAUCAGCAGAAGCCCCAGCCUGAUGGAGCUGGACCUGGCUGGGAACGAAGACCUGAGGGACGGCGGCGUGAAGCUGCUGUGCGAGGGGCUGAGAUGCGGCGCCUGCCAGCUGCAGACGCUGCGGCAGGGCGAGGUGGCCUCGCACCAUGCAGAAACACGUAAUUGCAGAAACAGUUUCACCCCACAGACCAUUUCUGGGAAGGGGAUGAACCGUCCCUUAGACCUCGCGUCCGUGCUGGGCACCGUGCCCAGCCUGGUGCAGCUGGACCUGAGCGACAACACCCUGGGGGACAGCGGCGUGCGGGAGCUGUGCAGGGCACUAGCGGGACCCGGCUGCAGCGUGCAAAAGCUCUG